Molecule: messenger RNA, 767 nt
Organism: Drosophila melanogaster (fruit fly)
Lineage: Eukaryota; Metazoa; Arthropoda; Insecta; Diptera; Drosophilidae
Gene: Acp29AB
Product: accessory gland protein 29AB
Exons: 1
Coding region: 12-716 (234 amino acids)
Cellular component (GO): extracellular region
Source: RefSeq, marked reviewed
CCAAACUGGACAUGUACGCAUCUAACCUCUUAUACCUGUUGGCAUUAUGGAACCUUUGGGAUCUCAGUGGUGGGCAGCAGGACAUUCCGAACGGAAAGGCUACAUUGCCAAGUCCACAAACGCCGCAAAAUACAAUCGAUCAGAUUGGUAUUAACCAGAAUUAUUGGUUUACAUACAACGCGCUUAAACAAAACGAAACAUUGGCAAUUAUUGAUACAAUGGAAAUGCGCAUAGCAAGUAGCUUGCUGGAGUUUAAGGCCCAGAUGGAAAUCCAGCUUCAGCCGUUAAAGAUUAUAAUGCGACACCAUGCAUCCAACAUCAAAGCGUCUAACAACAUCAAGAUGAGACGAUUCGAGAAAGUUGGCUCCAGACAUUUUCACAUCGAGAAGAAUCUAAUGCAAACUUGGUUUGAGGCAUAUGUCACAUGUCGUAAAAUGAACGGUCAUCUGGCGAACAUCCAGGAUGAGAUGGAGCUGGAUGGCAUCUUGGCGUUAGCACCCAACAAUAGCUACUGGAUAGAUAUAUCCAAACUGGUUGAAAAUGGCGGCACAUUCGUCUCCACCCUAACCGGACGAGAACCCUUCUUUGUCAAAUGGAAGAGUAAUCAGGAUACAAAAAAAAAGAAUCAAUGCGUUUACAUCUAUGCUAAAGAGAUGUCCUAUGAUGAGUGUUUUGAAAAAAAAUCUUUCGUUUGCCAAGCAGACCAGUGGGCCUAAACAUAAAGAAAAUAUUGUUUUGUAGCUUGAAUAAAAAAAAACAGCUCGUUU